Mizuhopecten yessoensis (Yesso scallop) is the source of this 2201-nucleotide messenger RNA. RefSeq names its product kelch domain-containing protein 2-like. The coding region runs from base 23 to 1270 and encodes 415 amino acids. The record is from RefSeq and is a predicted model, not a curated record. Gene Ontology annotation, molecular function: protein binding. Lineage: Eukaryota; Metazoa; Mollusca; Bivalvia; Pectinida; Pectinidae. The transcript is spliced from 10 exons.
UGGAUCUUAAACACAACAAGUGAUGACGUUUUGCACAACAACAAUAGAAAUGGAGAUUGACAAAGAGAGUCAUCCAAGGAAUGUUCCUCCAAGAACAGGGCAUGUCUGCGUGUAUUACAACAAAUACAUGAUGGUAUGGGGAGGUUAUGCGAAUCAGAAUAUCAGCAACCUUCAAGAAGCAUACUUGCCGCCUGCUGAUAUCUGGCUCUACAACACAGACGUGGGAUACUGGUUGAAGAAAGAGACAACAGGUCAGUGUCCCCCUGGAACGUCUGGUGCCUCUGCCUGUCUGUUUGACCAUUUUAUGUACCUGUUUGCUGGACACACAAGGGAUGGAAAUGUCAACACACUGUACAAACUGGACCUGCAUACACUGGAGUGGGGAAGUGUUGAAGCAGCACUUGACAGUGACCUGCCUAGCCCUCGGGAUAAGUGUGUCUGCUGGGUCCACCAAAACAGACUGCAUUUUUUUGGAGGAUUCUGUGUGCCACUGGACAACUAUCUGAAAGAAAAUGGUGAAUUUCAUGCAGAUAUUGUUGGGCUGCGGGGAUGGAAUAACCAGCUCCUGAUUUUCGAUCUUGAAACCAAGAUGUGGAGUAAUCCUCACUGUAAGGGUCAAGUUCCGUCUUCACGGGCUGCUCAUGCUACAGCUAAGGCUGGGAACCAGGUGUACCUGUUUGGUGGACGUCACAUAGCUGAGAGACUGAAUGACCUUCACUGUCUUAACCUUGACACACUGACAUGGACAGGGCCGUUGGUAGUUACUGGCAAUGUUCCACCAGGGCGGUCGUGGCACACCUUUACCCUUGUGUCUGAGAGACAAAUAUUCCUGUAUGGUGGAUUUGACCAAAUGAAUAAUUCUCUAAAUGAUGCCUGGAUACUGGACAUAGUUGUCUUAAAAUGGACAAAACUUGACCAUUACAUAGAAUACAAGCCUCACCUUUGGCACACAGCCUGCAGGACACUAGAGGGCCAGGUGGUGGUGUUUGGGGGAUGUACAAACAACAUUCUUAGUUUGGAGGAACCCACAGAACAUAGCAAUGAAUUACUGAUCUUCAGUCUCAACCCACUAUCUCUUCUCAGGAUGUGUCUGGAUACAGUGUACAAAUACAAAGCAUGGACAUACUCUGACUGGGCAUUUCUCCCAAAGUCGUUGGCCACCUGGCUACAGAUGAAAAAUGAUGUCAUGAUGCUAGACAAGAAGGAUAAUAUUGGGAAGGAAACUAGAGAUACAGGACAGUCUGUUGGCACCACAUGUAUUGUUGCUUAACCUUGGUGAACUAGGAAUACAGGACAAUCCGUUGGCACCUAGUGUAUUGUUGCUUAACCUUGGUGAACUAGGAAUACAGCACAGUUCAUUAUCACCACAUGAGUCGUUGCUUAACCUUGGUGAACUAGGAAUACAGCACAGUUCAUUAUCACCACAUGUAUCGUUGCUUAACUCUUUCCGUACCGUUCUCGUGUACACACGACAAUAAUAUGUCAUCCUGGUCCCCGUUGUCGUGUACAGACGACAAAAUAAAGGGCCGUCUCAUCACCGUUUUCGUGUACACACGACAAGAGACUUUGAUGUAACCUGCCUGAUGUUGAUGUAUAUAAUAGUUGUGUAUGUAAAUAUCUCCGUUUUAUCUUUAUCAUGUUUAUUACCAAAUAAUAUGUUUUACGGCACGGCCGUUAGUGAGGGCGGAGCCAGGUUGUACUGUAAAUGUAUCGGAAUAUCGGUACUGUACUCUUUCAAGCAUUGAGUGAUGUGUUGAAUUACUAAAUAAAACCUACAUGUAUAGCUAUACAGUGUAUAUUACAGUUAAGUUUCCUUUCUUGAUUUCUUUUUUUUCGCUGACAAGAUGGUUGAUAUCUUGAAGUUUUCCGCCUAGGCGUAUGAUGACAUGACAUUAACGUGAGAAUGCGAAAGGUUCAUUAGACUCUAUAUAAAUAUUUUAAUUUGCACCUCUUAAAUUGAAUCCAUUGCAAAAAUCAAGUGCAGCAUAUUCUACAAAGACAUUGAAAUAAAAAAUAUUAGGAUGGAUAUUGUUUAUCAUGUAUAAAAGCAUAGUUAUCUGAUAUCCACGAAAAGAUAUACAUAUAUAUAUAUAUGGGGCAAAGAAGUAAUUCCAACGGCAGUGAAACGGAACAGUUACAUGUACAUAUACAUCGUAUUACAAGAAGAUAGAACUGAUAUACUGUAAUUGAAAAUAUAGCUA